Cladophialophora yegresii CBS 114405 is the source of this 963-nucleotide messenger RNA. Its product is annotated as solute carrier family 25, member 46. Gene Ontology annotation, cellular component: mitochondrial membrane. The coding region runs from base 1 to 963 and encodes 320 amino acids. The transcript is spliced from 8 exons. NCBI's taxonomy places the organism in Eukaryota, Fungi, Ascomycota, Eurotiomycetes, Chaetothyriales, Herpotrichiellaceae. The record is from RefSeq and is a predicted model, not a curated record. Gene Ontology annotation, molecular function: ferrous iron transmembrane transporter activity. Gene Ontology annotation, biological process: iron import into the mitochondrion.
AUGCCAGCGUUGAAUAGCCCGGAUGCAGUACCUGGUGAAGAAUUCGACUAUGAAGCCCUCCCACCGAACUAUGGACUUGGACACAAUAUGUUGGCCGGCGCGUUCGCAGGCAUUGCAGAGCACACGGUGAUGUAUCCAGUGGACUUGAUGAAGACACGAAUGCAAGUCAUAAAUCCUUCGGCCGGCGGUCUAUACACGGGAUUGUCGCAUGCAGUCUCUACGAUAUACCGAAUAGAAGGGCUGCGGACAUUAUGGCGCGGUAUGACCAGCGUCAUCGUGGGCGCAGGUCCUGCUCAUGCUGUAUACUUUGGCACCUAUGAGAUUGUGAAAGAGGCGGCUGGCGGAAACAAAGCAGAUGGCAAACACCAUCCUCUCGCGGCCGCUGCAAGUGGCGCAUGCGCAACAAUCGCGAGUGAUGCACUCAUGAACCCUUUUGACGUCAUCAAGCAACGCAUGCAGGUGCACGGCUCAACUCACCGGUCCAUAACCCAGUGCGCCCGCUCGGUCUGGCGCGCCGAAGGCUUAACCGCAUUCUACGUAUCCUACCCAACGACACUGUGUAUGACGGUCCCAUUCACCGCGACACAGUUUAUGGCCUACGAGUCGUUGUCGAAAAUCAUGAAUCCACGGAAAGAAUAUGAUCCGAUUACACAUUGCGUGGCUGGUGGCUUGGCCGGAGCAUUCGCGGCGGGAAUUACCACUCCACUGGACGUGAUCAAAACACUAUUACAGACAAGAGGACUUAGUCAACGAGAUGAUAUUCGCAAUGUACGAGGCUUGUUCCACGCCGCUGCGAUUGUCAAGAACGAGUUUGGCUGGAGUGGUUUCAUGAGGGGAUGGCGGCCCAGAAUCAUCACGACCAUGCCAAGCACCGCCAUCUGCUGGUCGUCAUACGAAAUGGCAAAGGCGUACUUCAAGAGAACGCUUCGAGAAGAGCAGGCUCUCAAUGCUAACAAGUUAUGA